Molecule: messenger RNA, 1803 nt
Organism: Loxodonta africana (African savanna elephant)
Lineage: Eukaryota; Metazoa; Chordata; Mammalia; Proboscidea; Elephantidae
Gene: SLC25A20
Product: solute carrier family 25 member 20
Exons: 9
Coding region: 133-1038 (301 amino acids)
Biological process (GO): mitochondrial transport; carnitine transmembrane transport
Cellular component (GO): mitochondrial envelope
Molecular function (GO): O-acyl-L-carnitine transmembrane transporter activity
Source: RefSeq, a predicted model, not a curated record
CUACGCUCCGCCCACCCGAAAGUGGGUGAAAGGUCCGCGGCGCCGACUCUACAGCUAGGGCAACGCAGCCGAGCGGGGCGAGCUGGGGACAGACCGCAGACUGACUGACUAGCAGAUCGGGGCGGGCGGACUAUGGCUGACCAGCCGAAGCCCAUCAGUCCGAUCAAGAACCUGCUGGCCGGCGGCUUCGGCGGCAUGUGCCUGGUGUUCGUGGGGCAUCCGCUGGACACGGUUAAGGUCCGGCUGCAAACGCAGCCCUCGAGUUCACCUGGACAGCCUCCCAUGUACUCUGGGACCUUUGACUGUUUCCGGAAGACCCUUAUUAGAGAGGGCAUCACGGGACUCUAUAGGGGCAUGGCUGCCCCCAUCAUUGGUGUCACCCCCAUGUUUGCUGUGUGCUUCUUUGGAUAUGGUUUGGGGAAGAGGCUGCAACAGAAAUCCCCAGAGGACGUGCUUAGCUACCCCCAGCUGUUUGCAGCUGGGAUGUUAUCUGGCGUAUUCACAACAGGAAUCAUGACCCCAGGAGAGCGGAUCAAGUGCUUGUUACAGAUUCAGGCUUCUUCAGGAGAAACCAAGUACGCUGGUCCCCUGGACUGUGCAAAGAAACUGUUCAAAGAAUCUGGGAUACGAGGCAUUUACAAGGGGACUGUGCUCACCCUCAUGCGAGAUGUUCCAGCCAGUGGGAUGUAUUUCAUGACAUAUGAGUGGCUGAAAAAUAUCUUCACUCCAGAGGGAAAGAGUGUCAAUGAGCUCAGUGUACCACGGAUCCUGGUGGCUGGCGGCUUCGCAGGGAUCUUCAACUGGGCUGUGGCCAUUCCCCCAGACGUGCUCAAGUCCCGCUUCCAGACUGCCCCUCCUGGAAAAUACCCUAAUGGUUUCAAAGAUGUGCUGAGGGAGCUGAUCCGGAAUGAAGGCGUCACAUCCUUAUACACAGGCUUCACUGCAGUGAUGAUCCGAGCCUUCCCAGCCAAUGCAGCCUGUUUCCUUGGCUUUGAAGUUGCCAUGAAGUUCCUUAAUUGGAUCACCCCCAACUUGUGAGGCUGAAGGCUUCUCAGAGCUCUGAUGCUAGAAGCUGUUGCCGAGAAUGAGCAGUGGGCAGGCCUGGGCAGUCCCAAAGGGUGAGGGGAGCGGGGUGAUAGGAUCAGAGCUCUGUGUGUAUGCUUGGUGAGACCAUUGCCUUAAUGACAUUGUCUACCUUAUAUAACUUGGCAUGCCAUCUUGAAACUUGAAUUCACCUUGUUGAUUUAAGGGAUCUCAAGAGGACUUGAAGAUGGAAGUAAGUGGCUUCCAGACCAGUUACCACCUGUGGUCAGAGUACUGCCCACCUUUUGACUGAUGGCCUUAUUAUAUCCAAAAUACUCCUCACCAAAGAGGGAACUUUGGCCUCACUGGAGGCACUAUGCAUGUUUUUGACCAGCUUUCCUCUUUGAUUUCCAGGGUACCAUUUAAUCCUGGGCUGCACAUAGGAAUGUGAACCUGAGGUCCACAUCACUUUGUACAUGUGGACUAGGCAUGUAUGCCUGUGGGUAGAUAGAUUGUCUACAGGUGGGUUUUGGUUUCUUUAUGCAUGCAAAUAAUCAAGAAGUAAAACUAGAGUAUCCUGAUUUCCCAGGAACAGGUGGAGAGCUUCCCCUGCUGCAUAGUGAGAACAGUUUUGAAUCAACAACAGUCCCAGUUUGCUGGGAUUAAGAAAGAAAGUCCAGGGUGUAGGAAGGCUCUUUUGCACACUCAUCUCUCAUGACAGCACCCUAUUUUAACAAGAAGCAAUAAAUAUUGUUUCUAAUUCUUGCAGUGUGUGAUUCU